GAUUGCACCCAGUGUCAUGUGCGUGCAUGUGUGUGCGUGUGUGUGUCAGUGUGUCGUAUGAAUUGUGGCGACCAAGUGCGCGAAUAAAAAUAAGUAAAUAAAUGCACAUUGCGACCGACGGUGCGUGUGUGCAGGCGCCAGAUGGUGCACUUGGAUGACCCCAACAGCGAGUGACCCCGCUCGAAACGCAUUCGAAGUUCGAAAUCCGAAAUACCAAAUUCCAAAAAAUCCAAAAUCUAGAGACAACAGCCGCAGCAGCAGCAGCGGCAGCGGCAACAACAAAACGGCGAUCGCUCGCACACACACGCACACACAGGUAGUAAUCCGAACGACAGCAGCGGAAUAACGGUAAAGCUAGCGCCCCCCAGACAGGAAGUGGUGAAUAAUUGAAUAUUCCAACGACGUACCGACGAAAUAAUGGCCACGGGCGGCGGUGGCAGCGGCCACGGGGGAGCGGGAUCCGCCGGAAAUGCUGACCACCACAAGCGCAACACCUUCACCAGCUAUGUGGCACCGCUACCCGGAGAUAUGCGCGCCACAGCGGACACGAACGAAUGGUGCCUGCCCAGCGUUUUAAGGGACGUCCAUCUGGCCAAGCCGCGCCUGCUGCAGGGCGAGCAGAUAGUGGCCUCGGCGCCAGCCUACAUGUACUCCCCGAUCGAUCCGAUGGAGAGCAGCGGAGGCAGUGGCUCCACGCUCAGCGCCACAUCGUCAGCGUCCGGUACGCCAGCGGAUCGUCAUCACAAAGAGGCCACCUUCGGACUGUUGAGUGUCACCAAUUUCAAGCUGGCCUUUGUGCCGCUGCAUGAGAAGCGCAAUCAGGCGAUCACAGCGCCACUGAUCGAUCUGUAUCAGGAGAACAUCUAUUUGGGCCGGAACGAGAUCACGCUGAACAACAUCGAUCAUAUCUAUACCAUUUCCGAGCUGGGACGGGCGGCCAGUGCGCUGCAGGCGGCGCGCGGCAUGGCCAGCCAUGCGGGCAUGAGCAGGCGCAAGAAACUGGAGCCCUUCAAGCAGCAGAACAUCAGCGGUCGCAUCGCCGCCCUGCACAUCGUGUGCAAGAACUUCCGCCUGCUGAAGUUCGCCUUCCAGCAGCAGGACUCGAAGAUGUUCGGUGCCAGUGAUCAGGGCAAACUGAUUGCCUCGGCCCUGGUGCGAUUCGCCUAUCCAAUGCGGCAUGACCUGAGCUUCGCCUAUGCGCACCGAGAGCCUUACUAUUCGACGCUGGGCGCAUCCGGCACCAGUAUGUAUGCGACGAAGAACGACUGGGCCAGGGAGCUGAUACGCUGCGGCGCCACCGAGUGGCAGGUGGUGAGCUGUGCCAGUGUCCAGCUGCUGCAGAAUCCCCUCCAGGCGGGCAAGUACACAGUGCCGCCGCAUUUCGUCAUACCGAAGAGCUGCAGCGUGGAUCGAUUCCUCGAUCUGUCGCGCGCCUUCUGCGAUUCACGAGCUGCCUUCUGGGUGUACAGCUAUGGGAGCAGCGCGGCCCUGGUCAGGUUAGCUGAACUGCAGCCGGCUGCGCAGCAGGACACCAAAUCGGAGAAUGUGAUGCUGGAGCUGGUGCGCAAGUGUGAUGCGGGGCGACAGCUGAAGCUGCUGCAGCUGACGGAUCGACUGCCGAGCAUUCAGGAUGUGCUGCGCGCCUACCAGAAGCUGAGGCGCUUGUGCACGCCGGAAACGCCGGAGAAGUUUAUGCUGCAGGAUGACAAGUACCUGGGACUACUCGAAAAGACCAACUGGCUGUUCUAUGUGUCGUUGUGCCUACGCUAUGCUAGUGAAGCGGCUGCCACGCUGCGCAGCGGCGUAACCUGUGUCCUCCAGGAGUCGAAUGGCCGUGAUCUCUGCUGUGUGAUUAGCAGUCUGGCGCAGCUAUUGCUCGAUCCGCAUUUCCGUUCGAUCGAUGGCUUCCAGUCCCUCGUGCAGAAGGAGUGGGUGGCCCUGGAGCACCCGUUUCAGCGCCGCCUGGGUCACGUCUAUCCCGCACAGCCAGCCGGCGGCAAUGCCGAGCUAUUCGACAGCGAACAGAGCCCAGUGUUCCUGCUCUUCCUCGACUGCGUGUGGCAGCUGCUGCAGCAGUUCCCCGACGAGUUCGAGUUCACGCAGACGUACCUGACCACGCUGUGGGAUGCGUGCUUCGUGCCCAUCUUCGAUACCUUCCAGUUCGACACGCAGGCCCAGCGCCUGAAGGCGGUGACCGACUCGCAGCUGGUCCUGCGUCCCGUUUGGGAUUGGGGCGAGCAGUUCUCGGACAAGGACAAGAUGUUCUUCAGCAACCCGCUGUACCAGCGCCAAAGGGGCGAUCUUGGCGCCCAGGCGGCUGCCGUGGCGCAUCGCCGAUCCCUGGCGGUGGGGCAUAAGGGAGCGCAUGGCGGCGCUAGUGGUGUCACACCCUCGCGCAACACCAUCAAUCCGCAGCUCUUCGCGACCGCAUCGUCAGUGCCGCAGGAUCGUUACCUGCAGCCGGCCCAUCGCAUCUUCGAUCUGCAGGUGUGGGAUCAGUGCUACUACCGCUGGCUGCCCAUUCUGGACAUACGCGGCGGCGGCCAGCCGCAGGUGGAUCUCUUCCAUCGCCUGCUGCUGAGCAAUAUAGCGAAGGUACAGCGCUGCCUGGAUUAUCAGAACUUUGACGAUCUGCCCGAUGCGUUUUACGAGUUCGCCGGCGAAUCGCGUCCCAAUCAGCUCAAGGACGAGAAGCCCGACAAGGAGGACGAGGCCGAGUUCGUGGACGGUGUGGAGCGGCGCAGGAAGCCGACGGCGAAGGCCGCCACGCCCACCAGCGGACUCACAUCGGUCACCGGCAAGCUGCAGCUAUCGACGCUCUCGUCGUUCUUUCCAUUCGGGAAUCCCAUCGCCGGGGAUGCGCCGCUCCAGCUGUACGACAUCCUGAGCAGCAGCAGCGAGCUGCUGAUGGAGACCUCAUCCUUCCUGGACAAGUCGUCCAUUGUCUGAUCCACACACAAACCGGACACACCACCACACACACACUCGUUCCACUUGUUUAUUCAAAACGCUGAACUUUCGAAGUAUUACACAAAAAACAGAAUAAAUUUGAGAAAAAAAGAAACACACACACACAGAGAGGAAAUUCCCUCACAUAUACAUGGCAUAUCGCUUUUAACACCUUUGAUUAUUGUUAACUAAUAAGCAAGUUAUUGUAUAAGUUUUUUUUAUUUCGUUUUACUACCACCAAACUGCAUUGCAUCGCUGCAUUAUAAACUUAAACGUAACAUUGACUAAAUAAUACGAGUAACAAACGUAACGACAAGCAAUUGAUGAAAAA
This is a messenger RNA of Drosophila mauritiana, 3280 nucleotides long. RefSeq names its product myotubularin-related protein 10-B. Bases 418 to 2949 code for a protein of 843 amino acids. The record is from RefSeq and is a predicted model, not a curated record. The transcript is spliced from 2 exons. Lineage: Eukaryota; Metazoa; Arthropoda; Insecta; Diptera; Drosophilidae.